Messenger RNA from Physcomitrium patens, 1273 nucleotides. RefSeq lists its product as uncharacterized. Gene Ontology annotation, biological process: CAAX-box protein processing. Lineage: Eukaryota; Viridiplantae; Streptophyta; Bryopsida; Funariales; Funariaceae. Gene Ontology annotation, molecular function: metalloendopeptidase activity. Gene Ontology annotation, cellular component: membrane. The record is from RefSeq and is a predicted model, not a curated record.
AGAUGCACGAAACGCAUAUCGGAGCAGCGGUUUUCGAUGAAUGCAGGCAUCAGGAAAAGGAUUUUAUACGUAGGCAUCACCCAUCACUGAGAAAUUUUCGAUCGGCUUGUGCCGUAUCGAGCAGAGUAGAUUGGUGGAAAUCGUGUCAAAAAUGUCCACCUUCAUACUCACAACAGGGCUCGUUUCUCCAGUUUUUCCUGAAUCUGUAAAAUACCAUGGCAUCACCAUGCGAGGAAUAUCGUGUGCACUUAGGCGUUGGCCCUUGAAAUUACCCAGCUCAAGUUUUGGCAAGAAGUUUUCGGAAAAUUUGGGGUUCGUUAGACGGGCUGGAACGGUUUAUGGGAAGGAGUUACGAGUAUGUUGGUGUCAGAAAGAUUCUACGGAUUUAGUGAGCGAGGAGAAUGACUUCUCAGAGGGCGAUUCAUCGCAGGAUGUGGAGAGUGAGGUUGGAUCAUCUUCUCAGGUAGAAGGAUUCUCGAGGCUGCCAUCCUCAGUUCCAUGGGGCGCUGGAGAAGUGGUCACCACCAUGGUUAUCUUUUGGGCCGUGUUUCACAUACCUUUGGGACUCGGAGGCCUCGACAUUGUUGCGAAGGUUCUGCCUCAGCAGUCGCUAGAUCCGCAGACACAGGCCGUGUCUUUAGUGUUUGUUCAGCUACUUGAACUGACGGGCACAGUUUGGUUGAUAAAUUCCACAAUUCAGCCUUUUGGUCCCGUGCCCACUUCUCUCAACUUCCGUUUCAAUGAAGUGUGGAGGGAAAAGGGCUGGUUACCCGCGUCCGCCACUGGCCUGCUGGUUCUUCUGGUUGCAGUGGCUGCAAUGGCAAGCGUCACUCAAGGCGUUUCAACCACCGAGGUAAGCAAUGGGUCCUCUGCUCUAACAAGUCUGCUAAACAGCACACCGCUUGCACGCGUGGCAAUUUACAUGGCAUAUUGCGGCCUCACCCCAGUUUUAGAAGAGUAUGUUUACAGGGGAUUCCUACUCUCGUCUCUAGCGACUUACAUGAGAUGGCCACUAGCGAUCUUACUUAGCGCCUUCUUGUUCUCUUUGAGCCAUCUUUCCCCACAGGGAUUUCUGCCCCUUUUUUGUGUUGGGUGUUGCUUGGGAACCGCAUACACCUGGAAUGGAAACUUGGCAACAUCCUUUGUGAUUCACAGUCUUUACAAUGCAGUUGUGCUUACAAAAGCCUUGCUCUAUUGGACCUUCCUUGCCUGGCCUCUGGAUGUUGACACAGGAUGUUUAGUGUGUGUGUGUGUUUGAGUCCUUGAUAAAUUC